AUGAAAAGCGUAUCGAUAAAGCAAUUAGAAGGUAUAGUAAUAUUAGAUAGUGAUGGGAAUAGAAUUGCCGUAAAAUAUUAUAAUGACAAAUUAAUAUUUAAAGAAGAGAAAUUACAGAAUUUUAAUUGUAGCUAUGAAUCCAUAAAUUAUGGUAUGGAUACAUAUAAUGAUUUUAAAACAGUAGAAGACCAGAAAUUGUUUGAAAAGGAUAUAACGGAAAAGAUAAAAAAGUUAGGUUUAAAUUAUUCAAAUGAGACAGAAAUAUUAUUAUUAAAUAAAUAUGUUAUAUUAUGUUUGUCGAUCAAUGACAUUGUAAUUUAUAUUAUUGGUGAUGAUAAUGAUAAUGAAAUUAUUUUAUAUGAAAUUAUAGAAACAGUACAUCAAGCAUUAAAUAAUAUAACAAAUAAUCAUAUAGGGAAAAAACAAUUAAUAGAUAAAUUAGAUUCUGUUUAUUUAAUAUUAGAUGAAAUUGCUGAUAGUGGUAUUAUUAUGGAAACCAGUGCUAGUGUUAUUAUUAAUAGAUUAUAUAUGAAUGAAAGCGAUAUACAGGAGCAACAUACACCCUUAAAUCAAGCGAUAUCUUCAGCAAAAGAAAAUAUUAUAAGGAGUUUGCUAAGUGGAGCUUGA
Messenger RNA from Plasmodium reichenowi, 627 nucleotides. Its product is annotated as coatomer subunit zeta, putative. NCBI's taxonomy places the organism in Eukaryota, Apicomplexa, Aconoidasida, Haemosporida, Plasmodiidae. Gene Ontology annotation, biological process: intracellular protein transport; retrograde vesicle-mediated transport, Golgi to endoplasmic reticulum; intra-Golgi vesicle-mediated transport. The transcript has a single exon. Gene Ontology annotation, cellular component: COPI vesicle coat. The record is from RefSeq and is a predicted model, not a curated record. The coding region runs from base 1 to 627 and encodes 208 amino acids.